Neoarthrinium moseri is the source of this 1527-nucleotide messenger RNA. RefSeq lists its product as uncharacterized. The record is from RefSeq and is a predicted model, not a curated record. Lineage: Eukaryota; Fungi; Ascomycota; Sordariomycetes; Amphisphaeriales; Apiosporaceae. The coding region runs from base 1 to 1527 and encodes 508 amino acids. The transcript has 6 exons. Gene Ontology annotation, molecular function: aspartate kinase activity.
AUGACGGUCCCAAUCGUCCACGGCAACACGUCCAGCAACGGCUGGGUCGUUCAAAAGUUUGGAGGCACCAGUGUAGGGAAGUUCCCGGAUAAGAUCGCCGAAGACAUUGUGCGUGCGAGUUUAGGAAACAACAAGGUUAUCGUCGUCUGCUCUGCGCGGAGCACGGGAAAGAAGGCGACCGGAACUACGAGUCGCCUCCUCGAGAUCUACAAGAAGUUACGCGAGAUCUCUGCCACCACCAGCGCCGACGCGACCCACGAGGAACUCCUCGACCAGGCUAGGAAUCUGGUCCAGGAGAUCUGCAACGACCAUGUGUUCGCCGUGCAGUCCUUCGUCAAGGACCCGGAGCUGCAGAAGAAGGUCUCGGACGAGAUCGAGGCCGACUGCCAAGAGCUGAUUGACUACAUCAUUGCGGCUAAGCGCUUCAAUCUCGAGGUCAAUGCCAGGUCGAAGGACAGGGUAGUCAGCUUUGGCGAGAAGCUGAGCUGCAGGUUUAUGGCAUACCUACUGAAAGACAGGCAAGUCGACGCCGAGUAUGUCGAUCUCUCAGACAUCAUGCACUACGACAGCUCCGAUCGUCUCAACCCGUCGUUCUACCGUGAUGGAGCCGCCAUAUUCCAGAAGCGGAUACAAGCGUGCGGUGAGAGGGUGCCCGUGGUCACAGGAUUCUUUGGCAACGUGCCAGGGAGCUUGAUGGACGGGGAUAUCGGACGGGGCUACACGGACCUCUGCGCUGCCCUGCUCGCGGUCGGCGUCAAGGCCCAAGAGCUGCAGGUGUGGAAGGAGGUCGACGGCAUCUUCACCGCGGACCCCACGAAAGUGCCCACGGCCAGACUCCUGGGUUCGAUAACGCCCUCGGAGGCCGCCGAGCUGACCUUCUACGGCUCCGAGGUCAUACACCACCUGACCAUGGACCAGGUCAUCAAGGCCGAGCCGCCGAUACCGAUCCGCAUCAAGAACGUCAAGAACCCGCUGGGCAAGGGCACCAUCGUGGUGCCGGAUCUGGUCCAGUCCCCGGCGCAGCAGAUCAAGCGCUCGCGGCCCUCGGACCCGUCGCUGCGCAAGACGCCGCGGCGCCCGACGGCCGUCACCAUCAAAGACAACAUCUCGGUCAUCAACGUGCACUCGAACAAGCGGUCCAUCUCGCACGGCUUCUUCGCGCGCGUCUUCGCCAUCCUCAACAACCACCGCAUCUCGGUCGACCUCAUCUCGACCAGCGAGGUCCACGUCUCCAUGGCCAUCCACGCCGCCAACUGCCACUUCGAGACGGCCAUCAAGGAGCUGCAGGAGUGCGGCGACGUCAGCACCCUGCACGACAUGGCCAUCCUCAGCCUGGUCGGUGCUGAGAUGAAGAACAUGAUUGGUAUUGCCGGCCGCAUGUUCUCGACGCUGGGAGAGCACAAUGUCAACAUUGAGAUGAUCUCACAAGGUGCCAGCGAGAUCAACAUCAGCUGUGUCAUCGACGCGAGGGAAGCCACGAGGGCCAUGAACAUACUGCAUACAAACCUGUUUACCUUCUUGGAAUAA